AUGAGGAUGAGAAGGGCAGUAUUGAUGAUAACUAAUGUUAUGUUCAUGGUGGUCGUCGUAACCAUGAAUGCUGCUGUUGAAGCCAAUCGCAAAGAUGUCGAUAAUGUCUUUCCGUUGAAGAAAAUAGUGAUAGUUAGAAACAGACUCAAGGCUCAGGUGAAGGUGCACUGUAAGUCAAAAGAUGAUGAUCUCGGAGUUAGGGUGCUGGGAUAUAAUGAGAGUUUUCAUUUUAAAUUUUGGACGGCGUUAUUUUUCAGAACCCUAUUCUAUUGUUCAUUUGAAUGGCCCGGUAGCAAUGGGAUCCAUUGGUUUGAUAUUUAUGAUGACACGAGGAAUCAUAAUGACCCUAAAACUAUUGAAUGGCUUGUUAAACCCUUUGGAGUGUGCAUGUAUGAUAUAUAUAGUUUGCGAUAUGAUAUAUGUACUUCUUGGAAAAAGUAG
Messenger RNA from Linum tenue, 441 nucleotides. The record is from the annotation of a GenBank genome assembly. NCBI's taxonomy places the organism in Eukaryota, Viridiplantae, Streptophyta, Magnoliopsida, Malpighiales, Linaceae.